AAACCUCGAGAGCUGCAGCUUGAUGAGAUGGACCUUAGGAAGAUGUUGGGUUUUAUAUUUCUGUUUUUUAUCAUACAAGAAUGUACCUCCAGACCUACUGAUAUGGUGGACAGUACUGACCUUGAAUUAGAAGACCCUGAGCUAGUAAGAGCUGAAGCCCUGAAAAGACUAUUGGAAGUGUUUGGUAUUGAGGAACCACCACAGCCUCUUCAGCAUGUCAAGCAGCCACCUCAGUAUAUGGUGGACCUUUACAACACAGUAGCUGAUGAAGAUGGUGUAACCAAGGACCCAGACCUUCUAGAAGGAAAUACAGUCAGGAGUUUUUUUGAUAAAAUUCACAGCGACCAUAUGCAUUUCUUGUUUAACCUCUGGACUGUGGCCAGAAACGAGAAGAUUCUAACAGCAGAACUUCAUCUUUUUAAAUUAAAACCAAGGCCUUCCGAGCAAGCUUACUUCAAAAGGCACCACUUCUGCCAGAUAAGUGUCUAUAUGGUCCUAGAUAAAAAUAAGAUACAGUUGCCACAAGGAAGAAAACUGCUAUCAUCAAAACUUGUACCAAUUCAUUCUUCAGGAUGGGAAGUGUUUUCUAUAACCCAGGCUGUCCGAGCUUGGAAUGAUGAAAGUGCUAAUCAUGGCAUCCUUGUAACUGUCCGAAAUCUGGGAGGAGCACAAGUUGAUCCAAACAUCAUCCGUUUUGCAUCUGGUAGAGAUCACCAUGAAAGCAAACAGCCCAUGCUGGUUCUAUUCACUGAUGAUGGAAGGAGAGGAAUUGUCUCAGUAAACAAUCAGCCUGAUGACCAAUUAAUGCCCCUACCAAAUGUACCUAUGGCACCAACUUCAAACAGAACAAGGCUUGGUAGAUCAGUAGAAGAAGAUGGACAACUGCCAUGCCAGAGACAUCCACUCUAUGUAGACUUUGAAGAAAUAGGCUGGUCUGGAUGGAUCAUCUCUCCUAGAGGGUAUAAUGCUUACCACUGUAAAGGAUCCUGUCCAUUUCCUUUGGGUCAGAACAUGAGGCCUACAAACCAUGCCACUGUGCAGUCUAUCAUCAAUGCCCUCAAACUUACAAAAGGUGUUAGUAGCCCGUGUUGUGUUCCUGACAAACUUUUCUCCAUAAAUCUACUCUACUUUGAUGAUGAUGAAAAUGUUGUUUUGAAACAGUAUGAUGAUAUGGUCGCUGGCAGCUGCGGGUGCCACUAAAAACAUUUUGGUCAAACACCUACAAAUGGUGGUACUGUCUAAGGUGCAAACUAGGGAAACCCAUAGAAACAGACCCCAUGUUUGGUGAAAUUCUAAAAGCACUGUAUUUUCAGUUGUUCUGCAACUGAGAGUUUCUGAGAACUGGACUGUUAAUGUUAUGCUUUAUAGAUCAAUAAGGCCAGUCAUUUCGGUUUUAGUUUUUCAAAAUAUGAUUACAAGUCUAUAAAGGACUGUAUCUAUAACAUGUAAAUACUGGAAGAUAGUAUUAAACGAUCAUAUUGUUUCAGUCAGUAUCUAUAGAAAAUACUGAUAUCUAACUGCAACAAUAAAAUACAACCUAGUAUCUCAUGUAUACUGUCUGAAAGGGAUGAUAAGAAUUGGAAUGUCCACCUCCUUAUGCAUAGAUUACUGUUAAUGUUACUUCAGAAAGUAUCAUUUAUAGCCACCAUGUGGCCUCUGUGAGUUGUAAUGCAGUACACCACAAAUCCGGCAGGUAAUAACUUAUUUUGUAAAUUGUUCAAAAUGUUUUCCUAAACAUAUAUUUUAUAGGCAGCUUGUGCACUGGCAUUUUAAGAUUCACCCAUUGUCCAUUGCACCAUGGUAAACUGUUUUUUUAUCCCUAACCUAGUGGGAUGUAUAGAAAUUACAGAGCAUAUCAAUUAAUUGCAGGUAGGUACAGCAAUAAAGCAAUACCUAGUACCUAGCGAAACUAGAAUUGAACUAGAAUUGAAUAUUUCUUUCUGCCAUGGUGUUUUCUUGCUUUAACGUUUGUCCACAGCAAAAUUAUCUGUUUGCUCUUUUGAUAUUCUUUUAUUAUACAAAAAUACAUUAAAGGGUGGUUAUGUUUUAAUGAUGUCAGUGCUCAUGUGGCUUUAAACAAAACUUGCCUGUACUGCUUAUUACUCUUUGUAAUAUUUGUAUAUAAGUAAAUUGUUAAUAUAUAAUGCUUGCAUUGUAAAUCUGUAAACUUAAUGUGUGAGGUUCCUUUUUCUUUUAAAAAUGUACAUAUUAAAAUAUAUGCAUUAAAAUAUCAUUUAUAUGCACGAAGCUUGGGAAAAAUAAAAAAAUGAAGAAAA
This is a messenger RNA of Xenopus laevis (African clawed frog), 2276 nucleotides long. RefSeq names its product anti-dorsalizing morphogenic protein S homeolog (gene admp.S). Gene Ontology annotation, molecular function: cytokine activity; growth factor activity. The record is from RefSeq and is marked provisional. Lineage: Eukaryota; Metazoa; Chordata; Amphibia; Anura; Pipidae. Gene Ontology annotation, cellular component: extracellular region.